Messenger RNA from Brachypodium distachyon (stiff brome), 1036 nucleotides. RefSeq names its product elongation factor 1-beta. The record is from RefSeq and is a predicted model, not a curated record. Bases 107 to 766 code for a protein of 219 amino acids. Gene Ontology annotation, molecular function: guanyl-nucleotide exchange factor activity; translation elongation factor activity. Gene Ontology annotation, cellular component: cytosol; eukaryotic translation elongation factor 1 complex. Lineage: Eukaryota; Viridiplantae; Streptophyta; Magnoliopsida; Poales; Poaceae. The transcript is spliced from 6 exons. Gene Ontology annotation, biological process: translational elongation.
UCUUCCCCGCUUCCUCCUCUCGGUCUCUAGGGUUUUGGGAUUUUAGCCUCCGCCGCCGCCGCCGCCGCACCAGCCGUUGACGAGUCCUGCAACCCCGCCGGACCCGAUGGCCGUGUCGUUCUCCGAGCUCCACACCGCCGACGGGCUCAAGGCCCUCGAGGCGCACCUCGCCGGCAAGACCUACAUCUCCGGGGAGCAGAUCAGCAAGGACGACGUCAAGGUGUUCGCGGCGGUGCCUUCCAAGCCCAGCGCGGAGUUCCCCAACGCUGCCCGCUGGUAUGACACUGUCGCCGCGGCUCUUGCGUCAAGGUUCCCGGGCAAGGCUUCUGGAGUGAACCUGUCUGCAGCAGGUUCUUCAUCGGGCCCUGCUGACGCAUCCAAGGAUGCUGAGGAUGAUGAUGACUUGGAUCUUUUCGGUGAUGAGACCGAGGAUGACAAGAAAGCAGCAGAGGAGCGUGUGGCUGCCAAGCCUGCCAAGAAGAAAGAAAGUGGAAAAUCAUCUGUGCUGAUGGAUGUCAAGCCAUGGGAUGACGAAACUGACAUGAAGAAGUUGGAGGAGGCUGUCCGCAGUGUUCAAAUGGAGGGCCUCACUUGGGGUGCAUCAAAGCUUGUUGCCGUGGGUUAUGGCAUCAAGAAGCUGCAGAUCAUGUUGACGAUUGUGGAUGAUCUCGUGUCAGUCGACACCCUCAUCGAGGAGGUCCUCUGCGAGGAGCCCAUCAACGAGUAUGUCCAGAGCUGUGACAUUGUUGCCUUCAACAAGAUCUAGAGUCUCGGUCAAUCUGCUUGUUGCUGCUGGGUUCUUGGAAGCGGGAUUGGCUGUUUGAUCUGGAAUCAUAUUCCAUCCCAUCUUGUUACCCUCAUACAGAAAUGCUACUGGUUUUAUUUUUUGAGUGAUCUUGGAUGUCUGCUAUCUUUAAAGUAGUUGGUAUGAUGAGCGGUUUGUAAUGGCGAAACAUCUAUGAUGUCUUGAGUAAUUCAGUCUUUUUACUGUGCAAGUUUUGAUGAGGAUUAACCAGAGGUCCACUGUUUCCCGUUA